UCUAAAUUGCUCUAAUUUCGUCCGGCAAACAAUCACUCUCUUACAGUCUCUCUGUCCCUCGCUCUCCCUUGUCCCUCUAACCCGUGCCUUGUUUUGAAGAGACUUUGUGCUAACUUAUACUCACAUUUCAUCCUGUACAACACACUUACUGCCUUCCCAUCUCCACCGUCCACUACUGGUCCUUCAAUGACGAGUAACACUCUUCGCCUGGAGUUGAGUAUUCUAGAGAAGCACUUCCCGCCCGACCAUGAGAGGUUCCAGAUACCACGAGCCACCCCUGAUGAGAUGACUUGUGUCUUUCUAGACUCCAAAGGCACCAAAUACUCGAUACAGUGUCAUUUAUCACCUAGUAACUAUCCCACGGUUAUGCCUGUUUGGUUCUCCGAUUCUGAUUCUCCGAUUAUCCCAGCACUUGUUGAGCAGCUAAAUGAUGCUUCAGACUCCCACCUCUCCUCAGCUACCCAUCCCCUCUUGGCAAAGGUGCGUUACUUAGUGUCAAGAUUAUGCGAGACAUUCAAUGUUCCUGUCCCGCCAGUGGUCGGUGAGCUGUUUAGUUUAGCUGCUUCAGCUGCUCAUAUUGAUAACACUGAUUCAGGUGGUGAGGAUAUGCCUAACCCAGGUGAAGAUGACAGUGAUGAUCAAAGUGUAGAGGGAGCAGUCGGUGGCUGUGAUGAAGAUGAGGAGGAAGAUGAAGGUUAUGAUAUUGAUGAAGAGGAAUUGUUUGGCGAAGACAUAGAUCUUAAGAGAAAUGAUCAAGAGGACAUAGGUGCUGACACUGGUAUUGCCGAUGAGAACAAGGCUAUAUUAGAGAAGGUACGGUUGAGCACUCGACAGGAGUACAUACAAGGGGGAGGAGCCACGAGCUCUGUAAGAGCCUCUGACCGUCUGAUGAGAGAGCUAAGGGAUAUCUACAGGUCUCAAAACUUUAAGGAUGGCAUGUAUACAGUUGAACUAAUAGAUGAGAGUCUGUACAACUGGUACAUCAAAUUAUUUAAGGUUGAUCCUGACAGUCCGUUAUCCGAAGACAUGAAGCGUCUGAAGGAAAGCGAAAACAUGGACCACUUCCUCUUUCACGUCGUCUUUGAUGACAAGUUCCCGUACACCCCACCUUUUGUACGACUGGUAAGACCGGUCGUUAAAGGCGGCUAUAUCCUAGCAGGUGGAGCUAUCUGUAUGGAAUUAUUAACACCUCAGGGCUGGAGCAGUGCCUAUACAAUGGAGGCAGUCGUACUACAAAUCGGAGCUACACUAGUCAAGGGAAAGGCGAGGGUUGUGUUCUCUCAGUCGAGAGGAGAGAGCUAUUCGUUAGCAAAGGCACAGCAUGCUUACAAGUCAUUAGUUAAAAUACAUGAGAAAAGUGGUUGGUUUACUCCUCCACAAGAUGAAGGCUGAACUCGACACAUCCUCCCUCCCUCCCUCUCUCUCUAUCUUUUCUUUAUCAAAUCACCCACCUACUCUCACUCUGUCACUGACGUGUGCAAAGUCAUUUCACUAUUAUUACUAUCAAUGAUAUUAUUACAUGUAUUUCCUCUCUCUGCUUCCUCUCUGUAUAAAUUACUCUGUUAUUGAUUCCUUCUCUCUCUCACUGUUUAGUUUUCUCUAGAAAACAAUUUAUUAUCAAGACUAUUUUUUAUUUAA
This is a messenger RNA of Amphimedon queenslandica, 1638 nucleotides long. Its product is annotated as ubiquitin-conjugating enzyme E2 Q2-like. The coding region runs from base 187 to 1392 and encodes 401 amino acids. Lineage: Eukaryota; Metazoa; Porifera; Demospongiae; Haplosclerida; Niphatidae. The transcript is spliced from 8 exons. The record is from RefSeq and is a predicted model, not a curated record.